Macrosiphum euphorbiae (potato aphid) is the source of this 375-nucleotide messenger RNA. The record is from the annotation of a GenBank genome assembly. NCBI's taxonomy places the organism in Eukaryota, Metazoa, Arthropoda, Insecta, Hemiptera, Aphididae.
AUGGACUACGCUACGCCGAUGAUCCUGCCACUAUUACUGAUCACCACGAUUAUACCCGUGUUCGAAAGUUGCGACCAGAGUAGACAGGGCUGUCGAAUACAAGAAGGCCAAUGUCUUUGCGGCAAGGGUUGCUAUUCGGAAUACAGAUACAGUAACUACGAGGAAUGCUACAAAGCUCUAAAAGGUCGUCGAUUCGAUUUCUGUGCACAAGGUCCGUGUAAUCAUAACGGAGUAUGCGUUCAAACUUCACAAGAACCGGGAUAUAAAUGUAGAUGCGCGGGAACUGGAUAUUACGGCUCAAGAUGCGAAACAAAAUGUUACGGUCAGAAUACGACUACGAAACAAGAAGUCCCGUUUGAAUGUAUCGUUAUCUAG